Messenger RNA from Stylophora pistillata, 1834 nucleotides. RefSeq lists its product as uncharacterized. The record is from RefSeq and is a predicted model, not a curated record. Lineage: Eukaryota; Metazoa; Cnidaria; Anthozoa; Scleractinia; Pocilloporidae.
AUGGCAGGAAGUAUUCUGAUAGAAGUGUUUGGAAAGAUAGCAUUUUCUUUCACACGGAGUGUUAUGGAACACUAUCACCCAGAGGAACCAGAGUUUACUAUCGAGUCCUUUGGCUUAAAUCCUUUAGAAAGCACGGGACGAGAAUGGUACUACCGUCCCGUUGACGAGCUUAUUUACCAAGAAUACAGCAACGAAGAGACCACAAGCACGAACCAUUACCAUUACCAUUACCUGGCAGUUAGAGGUAUAAAUGUGAGGCUCAUAAACGCAUGUUCUGUGGAGGAACACGAAGAAAUCCAAGAUGAAAAGCCCGAGGAAAGAGCGAUGGCCUGGAAGCAAUUAAGACCAUCCUUUAUGAAGACAAUUUGUAAAUCAAUGUACAUUGGAGCUCUAAUAUCGCUUAUAACUGCUUCUGUUAUAGGUGCAAUAUACUUGCUGUUCUCUUAUUUCAUGUACAAAACCUUGCUUAGCUGCGCGUUUGUCCCAGAGAGGUUUAUCACGGAAAGCAUGCAGUGGAUUAUUACAGUUUGGGAUCUAACUGUUUCUCUCAUUUUCCAUUUCGGUUUAUUUUGCAAUACUUUAUUUCUUUUCCGCCGACACCAACUACAUGGUCUUAAAAAAAUGCUCUUUCUCAUAUCUUUUGCAAUGUACUGCUUACAUGCACUUUACUGUGUUAUUCUGCAAGCCGUUAAUAAGCCUUAUGCCUGGCUCUCUCCUUUAUAUAGAAUUCCAAUAUACCUAUUCAUUGCCAUGGGACCUUUUCUUCAGCUGUGGUAUCUUGCUAAGAGCUUUGGAGUAAGAUCCGGAAAAAAAAUGAUCAUACACCUUUGUAAACUAAUGCUGCCAGGAUUUUUGACAUACACAAUCGCCUUUGUUGCCAUCUAUUUCGUCUACCCAGCUUAUCAAAAGCAAAAAGGGAAUGGAAAAUUACUAAUUGCAAUUUUUGCUCCUCUGAUUGGGGUUAUAGCGAAAGUUCUUUCGCGAAUUUCUGUUCAGCAGUUAUGGAACAUCACUCAUCCAGGAUAUUCUUAUGUCUUAUUGGUGCCAUUGUAUUUUGGUGCCGCCGUCGUGUGUCGACUUUUACAAGCUGAACUUGACGGUUUGCUCUACAUCGUAGUGCUUGGAGUGAUUCACGGAAUCACGGAAGUUGUGGAGCGCAGCACAAUGGUGCUUAUCGAUCAUUUUUGUCAUCAGCUUUGGAAAAGAAAAUCAGCUCCAUGGGGAAGCUUUCGAACCCCUCGCCGCGAGAGGCUCAUGGCCGACAUCGCCAUCAUCAGCAUGAUGUUUGAGUCUAUUGCCAUAGUUUCUGUAAACGGCUUUUUAUUUUUCUAUCAGUUCAUCUAUUUACUAAACGAUUCCUUUUCAAACCUGAUCCUGUCGCUGGUUAUUUAUACUACUGUUCCACUGGUUAUUGAGUGGUUUUUCACAAGUGUGUCUCUUGCGAUUGAAACACGUUAUCAGAACAUGCCAGUCAUGGCUGUUUGGCGAUGGCAGUGGAAAAGGCACGUUUUGGUAGCAGUAGUAAAUGCAAUUCUAUUGUCCGCCUGGUCCAGUGGUAAUCUUUUAAACGCGGUUAGUAGUGAAUUCAUCCAACAACGCCCUAAAUUGAACCGUACUUGCAAAAUGUGAUUUCCGUAAAUUUCUGAAAAUAAGAAAAACGUUCUAGCAAUCCAUAAACGAAAACUUUCAACCAAAUACUGUUUCCCAUUUUUCUACGGAACAAAGCUACCUGUACAAGUUACGUAAAUAUAUGAAGAAAGGCAGUAAAAUUUCAGGAUGUGUUGAUUGUAAAAAGAAAGAUGUUGGAUUCCUCAGUAGCGCGUGAUAAACAGCC